Diuraphis noxia (Russian wheat aphid) is the source of this 1114-nucleotide messenger RNA. RefSeq names its product death-associated protein 1. The record is from RefSeq and is a predicted model, not a curated record. Lineage: Eukaryota; Metazoa; Arthropoda; Insecta; Hemiptera; Aphididae.
AACACUACUGUAGACCAGACCACAGACAACAACACCAACGCGACCUCGAUCACGUCUAUCCGAAAAUCCAAAUUAUUGUACUAUAAAUUAUUAUUGUAAUAUUGUCGAGUUGUUUGUUGUUAUUAUUGCGCCGCUGUUGGCUGCCGCCGUCGACAUUCACCAACUCACAAACUGAGUACACUGUUGUGGCAUUCGUCAACCGUCUACAGUCGACACUCAACGGGCAUUUGCGUUCUAUUUUCUACUCUCUACGGUCGUCAACAACACCACUUUCAACACAAUCCACGUUUAACAGUCACUCACAACAAUUACCCGUAAUUGCUGAAUUUAUCUUUUCGUCUUGUUCKCCGUUGCCAUGGGAGACGAAUCCAAACUCAAAGGUGGUCAUGCUCAAGCAGUCAAAGCCGGCGGCAUGCGCAUCGUGCAGCACAAGAACCCGGUCGCCGACAAGAUAUCUGCCGCAGCUUCAGACGAGGCGAAUUCGGUUUUGAAAGUUUCCACUAGUCCGCCCAAGCAGACCGUGGUGCCGGUGCACGCUCACAACGACUAUCCGACUCAGGCCGUCCAGAAGACUCACGACAAGCCGACGCCCAGUCAUGAGAUGAGACAGCACACGUGCACGAAACCGACCAUCCAUCAGCCACGCAAAUGAACGCGACAGCGUCUACGCGCACACAAGAGACUGCAGAGCUCGGGACGUACGUCGAUCGGCACGUUCCCGAUUUAUUCUUAUUCUCCCUAAAAUUAACUAUUAAUUAUUACCUCUCAAUACACAUUCUAAACCAAAACGAUUUUUAGUCUUAAGGUUUAAACUAAAUUUAUUUUUGCAUUUACAUAUAUUAAUAUGGUAAAAUAAUAAUAUUAUUUACCGUUCGUCUUCUCCUGCUGUCUAUGAUAUUCCUCGUAUUGUUCAUUCCGUCACUAUAUAAUAUUGUUUUAUAUAAAUAUGUAUUAUGUAACAUUAAUUGUAUUUUGGGAUGUUUAUUUGGCGUUGGAUUCGGGAAUUAAUUAGGCUACAGGUUGUAAUUACUUUUCAAAGAAUCAAUACAAGUUUAAUAAUCGAUCGAUUUUAUUUUUAUUAUGAAUAAAGUAUAUAUAUAUAUUUUUUUUGGUA